AGACCCCGCCCCCCCGGGGAGACCCCUCGAGGUGAGGUUCCGCCCUCGGGGCCCGCCCACCGCUUCCGCCGCCGCAAGGGCCGGGGGCGCGGCCGGGAGGGUCCGCCGGCGGACUGCGGGCCCCACUCCCGCCUCGGCUCCCGCGGCCGCCUCCGCGGGGACACUGGCCCCCGAGGCCGGACAAAGGCGGCCCCGCCAUGGCUCUGAGCGCAGACGGCUCCGGCGACAAGGGCGCGGGCGCGCAGGAUCUGGAAUCCCUCGACACCUACAUCCAGAACACACUCUCUGACCUCUACCCACCGUUUGAGGCCACGGCGGCCACGGUGCUCUGGCAGGUGUUCAGCGUGGCUGAGAGGCUCCACGGAGGCGAUGGGCUGCGCUGCCUCACUGACUUCCUCAUCCCUGCCACGAGGGCCCUGCAGCACCUGCAGCAGGAGGCCUGUGCCAGGUACACAGGCCUCAUCUUCUUCCACGAAGGCUGGCCACUGUGCAUCCACGGGAAGGUGGUGGUGCAGCUGGCGUCCCUGCGCGGAGUCAGGCUCAGGCCCGGGGACUUCUACCUGCAGGUCACAUCGGUGGGGAAGCAGUCAGCCAGGCUGGUCUUAAAAUGCCUCUCUCGGCUGGGACGAGGCUCAGAGGAAGUUGCUGUGCCUGAGGCCAUGUAUGGCUGUGUCUUCACAGGAGAGUUCCUGGACCGGGUGAACAGGGAACGCAACAGUGUCCUCUUGAAAAACUGCUUGCUGACCUCAGGCUCUGCUGUCUACCGCACCCCAUGGAGCAACGUCACAGUCCCUGUGUUUGUACCCAUCAGCGGAAGAGUCCUGCCCCACUGCUCCAGCCAUCCCGGGCCUGAGCGGCCACCCAGCAGUGCCUCUGAGGCCCUGGCCCCAGCACCAGCCAUGGCCAGCAACACUCCGACCCUGCCUCACUGCGGGGGGCACAAGGACAGUGACCAGCCCAGCCACCUUCCUUCCCUGAGAAGAGCUGAGUGCAAAAGCCCCGGGACCCUGCCCGGGAGCUCUGAUGUCAGCCCGUGGGAGCCCCGUGCCAGCCCUGAAGGACCAGGAGAGAGACUGGACCCCAUGGACAAGAAGGAUGGCCCCCAGGCUCUCACCUCCCCCGAGGACGCAGGCAGCCUGAGCUCCAGCAGGCGGCCGCCUGGGGCUCCUGCGGCUGUGGAGGCCAGACGCUGGUUCAGGAAUUCCUACAUGGAGGCCCUGCAGAACCCCAUGCCCCUAGGCUCCAGCUCCGAGGAGUCCCUCGUGGAUGAUGCCUGCAGCACCCGGAACAAGAGGGCCGCGCCAGGGUCCAGCCAGCCCCAGAAAGAAACCCCCGGCCCCCAGGGAGAACGCCAGGGGAUCCGGAGACGACAGAGCUGUCCCAGAGCCGCUGGGAGGACCCUUCCCAGGAGGUCUCAGUCCUGGGACCGAUCCCUCAAGAGCUACCGAGGUGAUGCCCCGCAUUCGGCCAGCACCGGACCUGGAGGUCACCUAGGAGGACAAGCUGUGGGAACCAGAGACUUGGGCUGCAGCCACCCCUCUGGCUGCACCAAGGAGGAAGCCGGUGUCCCCACAGGUGGCUGCAGCUCCCGAGGACACGACCCCCGCAGGUCUCCUGACCUGCUUGCUGAGCUGCUGUGUUCCGAGGAUGAGGGACAGCCCCCCAGCACAGGAGACCUGCCCAGCCAGGUGCCCAGGCAGGUGCUGGAGAUCAACUCGGAGCUGCUGCAGUCUGGGGUCGUCAUCCUCCCAGGGACCCGAGACCGCCAGGGGAGAGCAGUAGUGCAGGUCUGCACAAGAGGCCCACUCUGGUCCAGCCAACACAUGUCCAGUGCCGAGCUGACCCUCCUGCUGAAGUACCUCCAUGGCAUCCCCAGGAAGGAGGUGCGGGACCUGGGGCUGGUCAUCCUGGUGGACACACGCAAGAGUCCGGCCGUCCCUGCCCUCUCCCAGGCCCUGGCAGCUCUGCAGAACAUAUCUCCACCCAUAAUUCAUAGUAUUUUGCUGUUGGUGGAUAAAGAUUCCGCAUUCAGGCCUGACAAGGAUGCAGCAAUUCAGUGUGAGGUGGUGGGCUCCCUGAAGGCCCUGCACAAGUUUGUCGACAGCUCCCAGCUGACCGCAGACCUCGAGGGCUCCUUUCCCUACAGCCACAGUGACUGGAUCUGCUUCCGCCGGAAACUGGAGACCUUUGUCACAGACUGCCAGGACGCCAUUGCUUUCUUACAAAAUUUAGUCAGCUCCCUGAGCACCCACAGGACCCUCAGCACGGCUCAGGAAGUCACAGAGUUAAUCAGUGAGCACAAGGCCAUAAUGAAACGAGUCCUGGAAGAUGCACUGCUGGUCACCCUCCGCCUGGAAGGUGGCACUGUGCUGGCACGGCUAAGGAGGAAAGAGCAAGGGGCCAGUGAAGACAGCCGAGACAGCAUUGAGGCUGCCUCCCGACUGUACAACCAAGUGGAUGAAGAGGUGCACAGGCUGGUCCUCACCUCCAACAGGUGUCUCCAGGAGCUGGAGAGUCUGCGGGAACUGAGGGCACUCCAGGAGGAACGUGAGCAGAUCAAAGCAUGGUUUGAAAGAGAGCACGAGACGUGGCCGAGCCCUUUGGAGCUGCUCCCUGUUGAGAACGUGAAUCUGCUGCAGCCAGAACUGCGGGCCAGGCACCCGAGGCCGACGCAGUGCCGUCAGGAAGGACGACAGCUGAAGGAAGAGAACAACUCGAGGGGCACAGAGGACACGGUGCAGGACGCCAGGGGGUAUCUGAGCGCCACAGCCGGCCAGGAGCGGACGGAGGGAGAGCUGGCCCAGCGGGCCCGCCACUCCCAGUUCUGCCUAGCGGUGAACAGGGGGAUGCUGCACCGCGGUGAGUGCCUGCAACCUCUGGGCCCAGAGCUGGUGGCCGAGUGUCUGAAGAGCUGUCCCCAGGAUGCCAGGGGGGUGUCGGCGAGCGUGGCGGUGCUGGGCCUGGGCAGCCAGCAGGCGCUGCAGCAGUGGCACGCCUUGUGGCUGCAGUGCCAGCAGAUGCACCUCUGCUCCCAAGAAGCCCUUUUUGAGGCUCUCCCGGGCCCCGGUGCCCCCCCUCCAGACCAGGGGCCCUUGAAGCAUGAGCUCAUCCAAGGGGCCGAGAUGAGGCUCUGCGAGCCAUCCUGGACCCCCCUCACGGACCCUCAGGGCUACGCUGGGGAGCGGGCACAACUGCUGUCCAGCCUCCCCGGACAGGUCACUUUCUGCGGGCAGGACGGUGAGCACCUGGACUCAGGUGUACACACCCCAGACGACAGUUCCACCUGCUCCUCUGAGCCCAUCCAGAUGCCCAUCAUCCACCACAGGAAACAGCCCCUGAAGAAAAUGAUGAAGAAAACACUCACCUCGGCGAUGCCACAGCUUGACAGUAGCCCCAGGGACUCCCACUGGCCAGCCCACACUGGGGGCUUCAUCAAAGGCCUGGAGGUGGCCAGCACGGUGGCCUCAGAGAAGAAGCCCCCCCUGAGGCCACAUGCCAAAAGCCCCCUGGUCACUCGGAACCGGAGCCUGUCCUCUCCCUCCAGGAUCCAUGCCUCCGAGGAGGACAGGAGGAGGCCAGCAGGAAGCAGCCGCCUGCAGCACAUAAUGGCCGAGAUGAUCUCCACGGAGAGGGAGUAUGUUAGGUCCUUAGGAUAUGUCGUCGACAACUAUUUUCCAGAGAUGGAAAGAGUGGACCUGCCGCCGGACCUGCGAGGGAAGCGCAGCAUCAUUUUCGGGAACUUGGAGAAGCUCUACAACUUCCACCAACAGCACUUCCUCACAGAGCUGGAGCGCUGCCGGCACUGCCCCUUGGCCGCCGGGCGCGGGUUUCUGAGACACGAAGAACAGUUUGGUAUGUACGCGCUCUACAGCAAGAACAAGCCCCAGUCGGAUGCCCUGCUCUGCAGCCACGGUCUCACCUUCUUCAAGGACAAACAGCAGGCACUGGGCGACAAGAUGGACCUGGCCUCCUACCUGCUGAAGCCCGUGCAGCGCAUGGGCAAGUACGCCCUGCUGCUGCAGGACCUGGUCAAGGAAGCCGGGCGCUGCCCCGCCCACGAGCAGGAGCUGGCGGAGCUGAAGGCCGCCGAGGACAUGGUUCGCUUCCAGCUGCGCCACGGCAACGAUCUGCUGGCCCUGGAUGCUGUUCGCCGCUGCCACGUGAAUUUGAAGGAGCAGGGGCAACUGAGAUGCCGGGAUGAGUUCAUCGUUUACUGUGGAAGAAAGAAGUACCUGAGGCAUGUCUUCCUUUUCGAAGAUCUCAUCUUGUUCAGCAAGACGAGGAAGGUGGACGGAAGCUACGACAUCUACACAUACAAGCAGUCCUUCAAGAUGGCUGAAAUCGGCUUGACGGAGACCGUCGGGGACAGUGGUGUGAAAUUUGAGAUCUGGUUCCGCAGGCGGCGGAAAUCCCAGGACUCCUACAUCCUCCAGGCGAGCUCUCCAGAGGUCAAGGCCAUGUGGACCGGUGUGAUAGAGAAGAUCCUGUGGCGGCAGGUUCUGAGGAACAGAGAACUCAGAAUGCAAGAAAUAGUGUCAAUGGGGCUGGGCAGCACACCGUUCCUGGACAUCAAGCCCAGCGAUGCAGCCCUAAGUGAUCAAGCUGCCGAGCACAACAUGAAUGGAACAGAGUCAAGAGCCCACGCAUCCACAGCUGUGCCUGCCCGUAACCACCCCACCCCCUUCAAGAGACCGCACUCCACCAUCUCAGACAGCAGCACCUCCUCCUCCAGCAGCCAGUCCUCAGCCGCCCUGCACGUGUCCACCAGCCAAGCCCACUGGCCCUGGCCGCACGACGUCCACGCCUGCAUCGAGGAGGACGAGCCGGAGCAGGAGCCGGGGAGCCAGCCUGCGCUACGUGCCAAGAGCUCGGAGUCUUCCCAGUGCAAGUCGGGGGACAGCAGCCCUGGCCAACCCGAGCUGUCACAGCCCCUGUUCUCCGAUAAAGGCCCCCAGAGCACAUCUCCCCCCCUUCCACAGAGGGACCUGCAGCCACAGCUUGACAGAGGCCAGUUCACCACGACCAACACCCCCCCUCAGGUCUUCGGCGUCUGGACAGCGGUUUGAGUGGCAGGCAAAACACUGUAAGUAAUGGUUUUCCCAGCUUCCCCCACGGACCAGGGGUUCUCUCGCCCACCAUGUUCCCUAAGGCGCCGGGCACCCCACCACCCCCAGGCUGCCUGACCCAGUCUCUGCCUGUUGCAGAUACUUCCAAAUCGCGAUCGCACAGCUGGCAUUGACAGCACCACUAGCGGGCGCACCGGCCGGGCAGGGCUGCUCCCCCAUCUUCCCGUCUGACCGCCCUCUGUCUCGCUGCCUAAACCCCCUGGCGACCGGCAGACUCAAGAGGCCAGGAUUGGCCGCUCGGAGAGCUCAGGCCUUUGUCCAACAGGAGGGCCAGGCCCUCAGCCCCUGCUGCAGAUGGUCUCCCCCAGAGGCCCAGCCAAGGCCGUGGAGACCACCCAUCCCGUCCUGCCUCCAGGGUGUCCUCCAGAGCACCCCCUAUCAGCAGUGGCUCAAGGGGACCUGGCACCCUCUCCUGUGAAUGGGGCCUCCCUGACGCCCACUCCCACCUCCCGUGCCCUGUGCCUCGCCAGCAGUUGUCCUCAGACAAGGCUGCCACUCAUUCUGCCCAAUACUCCGUGCGGGAAUUCCAUGCACACACCGAAUCCACGUCGCAGCAGGCACGAGGUGCUGCACGGGCACCGCUGCCAUGGGUGGGAGCCACAGUCCAAUCGUCAGGAGGAAGACUUGGCAGCAGAUUCCUUGGGUGUGAAGCCACUUCCUCCACCAAGAUCUCAGGCCUCGGUGUUCUGGGCGGACAGUGGGGGAGGCACAAAGGAGUGCAGGAGACAUCUCGGCCUGAGCUCCAUUCUCAGACUCCGGAGAAGAACCCCUGCCCACCCCUCCCGCCAUCCCCACCGCCUCCCACAGUUUCCCUGCACUGACCAUCGUCUGUGUGUGUGUGUAGGUGCCAGAGCCACUGACAAGUCUGCAAGUCCAUGUGAAUCCUUCGUGCCUAUAAAACAGACUCUUUUCCGCAAAACACAUGUGAAAUCAUAUAAGUGAUUUCAGUUCACAUGAGCAGCUGCUGGUGAGACACACAAACUCACACACCCAUCCCAGGAUCAGAAUGGCAAGCACAGACGGACACAUUUCAGGGCCAAAACCCUUUCACCCACGGACGCCCUGUGAUGCCAGCUGAGGGCUGCCCAGCAGCCACUCCCAUCCAGGCCCAGACCUGCAGCUCAGACCAGCGCUGCACCUGCCACAGGGAAGUCAGCUCACAGGCUCGUGCAUGGGUCCCUGUCCUUGACCUUGCCUGGCCCCAAGUGCUUCUUAGAAAGUUGUGUCCAUGAGCCCCAAGUGCCUUUUGUGGUGUGGGGACCCCUGUGGAGCCUCACAGACAAGGACUCAGUGCUCUGACAGACCUGGGGGCUCAGGGCCAGUGGGAGGAGGCCAGGGGAGGUAACAGGGUCAUUGUUUUGACAGCUCUGAGACCUGGAUGGGAUGUGGCUACUCCAGGCAGAGGAACCUCAGCCUGGACCUGUACAUGAGGUCUGAGGAUGAAACACAAGCUGGGCGCUCCUGACACAUGACCCCCAGCCACGGGAUUCUCGGUCACAUGCCCCUUGGGACCUAAGUCAUUCCCAUCAUGGCACCCCCCACCCCCACCCCCAAGCCUGUGCAUGGCCAGGCCUCUGCUUCAUCCUUCCUGUAUGGUUCUUCCUCCUCCGUCCAGCACUGACACCCCAUGCGGCCCAGCUUCUCUUACUGUGGUCGGAGCACACAGACCCCCUGUCCCAUGCGGAGGCCCAGACACACGUGGGCCUCAGAGCAGGGUGAGCCCUCUGGGACUGUGUCUCCCCACCUUCCAGGCAAUUCAGGUCGUGGGUGAUGGUCCCCAGGUGGGGUCCCAGAUGCAGGGAGAGUAUAGUGGGAUCCUCAGUUCUGUUUCCUGUGUAACAAGUUGUACUUAGUCAGCAGAGCGAUACUAGAGUUAGGCUCAGGGGUCACAGGUGGAGCCUGUGGAGGCUGGGUGGAGGCUGCACCCUGCUUCCCAGAUAGGCGCCAGGGUGGGGCCGGGGCACGGCAGGUGGGCCUGCAGCUCUGAGGAGCCAGUGCUGGAGGUCGGUUGGUGUGGACAUUGCCUGAGAAGACAACCCUCACCAGAUGAGUUGAAUCAGAAGCAGGAAGAGCCUGGGAGACUCCAGACCCGUAAUGAGCUUCCUGCCGCAGACAUCUCACCCCCCCCCACCCCCACACCCCAGCCACCCCCACCACCACCACGUGGACCUCCAGGACUAGGAGCGGUGGUGGCAGGGGCCACGCCUCUGUGAUUUGCCAGCUGUGGAGACUGUUUUGUUACAUGUUUAGUGCUGACUUGUCCCAAACUUAGGUACAGAAAUAAAUAGGAUGUGUUUUUACCA
This is a messenger RNA of Myotis daubentonii (Daubenton's bat), 7429 nucleotides long. It is a transcript of the gene PLEKHG4B, whose product is annotated as pleckstrin homology and RhoGEF domain containing G4B. Lineage: Eukaryota; Metazoa; Chordata; Mammalia; Chiroptera; Vespertilionidae. The record is from RefSeq and is a predicted model, not a curated record. Gene Ontology annotation, molecular function: guanyl-nucleotide exchange factor activity.